Messenger RNA from Anopheles funestus (African malaria mosquito), 1796 nucleotides. RefSeq lists its product as uncharacterized. Gene Ontology annotation, molecular function: transporter activity. NCBI's taxonomy places the organism in Eukaryota, Metazoa, Arthropoda, Insecta, Diptera, Culicidae. The coding region runs from base 350 to 1282 and encodes 310 amino acids. The transcript is spliced from 8 exons. The record is from RefSeq and is a predicted model, not a curated record. Gene Ontology annotation, biological process: transport.
ACACGCUUUAAAAAGCCUAGACCACCGUCUACCGAGUGGCUGGUACGCUCAGUUGGGAAGAUACGGUUCACGACUCAAUAUUCAAUCAGGGCUUGCAGCAACCGAUCAAUAUACACUUGCUGUCUCAAGCUCGGUAAUAGGUUACUGGACAAAUCGACCGGUGUUUGUGUGUCUGCAGUUAAAUGCGAGUGUUUGUUUUCGAGAUUAAUAUCAAAACAACCCGAUAAAGACCGUUGGCCUGCACGCUCUAAUUGCUAACGCUGUCGAUUCGCACGCUAUACUGCAGCACGCCUUGAACUAGACACGUGCGAUCACGGAGGAUCGGAGCGACAGGAUCGUGCCAGGCAACAUGAAUUUUACCGAGGAGCAAAUUUCCCAAACGGAUGAAAUCGAUUGUAGGAACUAUCUUCCACCGUUGCGGCUGUACUAUGCAGAGUACGACAUUUCCUUGAGCUUAUCGCUGACCGUCGGCUGCAUCAUCUGGCUGUGGGUGACGUACGUGUUUGUAAAAGUAAUCCGACUAAUCAAGCACCAGACUGAGAAGAACCAGGUGAUGGUGCUAAUCAUUGCCAACACGGUGUAUUUUACGGUGGUUACGUUCAACGUGGUGGCACUGUUAGUUCCGCACGUUGCGGUCGUCUGUGACAUAGUGCCAUUUGUGGCGUUUUGUUGGUGUAUUUUGGUGUUUUUUCGCUAUCUCAAAGAGUCAGUUGGUGGUGAUACGGCCAUCAUUGGACUGUACGAAACCAAAGCAAUCCAGCCACCCCAAGUGUGUCCAUGCUUUCGUUUCAUUUAUGACAAAAAACGACAGUUGCGUGCUAUUCGGUUCGGAAUUAUGCAGCUACCCAUCUACAACAGCGUUGUGGCCAGCAUACAGUUAAUCAUUUUCACAUUUGAUAAGGAUUUGUUUUUCGACGUAUUUUAUGUGAUCUUACCAUUUAUAAUAGCGUCGAUCGUAUUCUACGUUGGUUCAUCGGUUUCGUUCAUUAAAACGGUUGCUCCACUCUAUCCAGACAAUCCGAUUUUUAAACGUUUCUUUCUGCUACAGUUGGUGCUUAUUAUCACAAAGCCACAGAUCAUUAUCCUGGAGCUCAUCUAUAACCUGUCCACGUUCGAAUGUACUGUAGCUGGCGAGCCCAAAGUAUACCUAAACAUGAUAAAACAAUUGCUAAUAUUAGUCGAAGUAGGCAUAGUGACCAUUUUCUCGUACAAAUUCUACACCACCCAACAGCGACCGAAAUGUGAGAAGUCGGGUGUAAACAAUACGGGAUAUGAGGCAUAAUGCUGGAUAAAAAUAAUGAAAAGGAGAAUUUUUACUUACCUAAAUAGUGAAUAUUCUAUUUAUUGCUAUUAUUACGGAAGACAGGAAAAAUGUCAUUAAAAACAGCUAUAUCUUCAUUGAAGAGUGCUUCACGGCGAAUAAUUUAAAUGAUAAACAAACACAUCGUUCAAAGCAAACUGUACGUAGCAGAUUGAUGCAGAAUUUAAAUACCAUUAAACUUUGAUUGAAUUCAAACAAUCACCGCCUCGUGAUUGUAUAUUGUCACUUGAAGAGAUCCUUUAGCUAUGCCAUAACGAAUGUUUACCUUUUGUAUUGUGAACUAGCAAUAGAAACGCUCGAAAAGUAUGAAAAGAAUGAACGAGAAACAGUUAUGAACUUGCAGAAAACAACGACUACAGAUUUUACCUUCUAAUGUUAAGUGUGAACACGGGCAGUAUGAUUUAUAAACUAAGAAAAAUCUGUAGAUAUUAGAAAAACCAAUUGAGAGGAAUAAAACUAAAGGAAAUAAACAUUA